UGAGUUUCGGAUUCGUUAACCUAUUAUUCAUACAGUAUGCUGUUAAAAAUUUUGAUAAUAAAUCUAAUUUUAUUAUGUGGAUGGUGUACACUAAGUUCUGAGCAGAUAUCUGGAAUAUCGAAAACAUUGCUGCAACUUAACGCUGAAUAUAAAACAAAUCUUAAUGUGUUCAUUAACUCUGAGGAUUUUAAUUUGGAUUACCAACUAAUAGGGACUCCAGCAAUUCAACUUCAAAUGGCAAUUAAGAAUUUUCACAAAUUUCGCUUAUUCGGAAACUUUUCCCAUAACGCUUUGAUAAUUAUUGUCAUAAGAAUUCCACCACUUGAUCCAGCGGUGGCUUUUCAUUUACCAUAUCUUCUUAAGGAACUACAUGAACUUAAUAUAUUAUUCAUUACGGAGGAGGAUCCCACCGUCUGGCAGGAGGAUCUUUAUAGAUUUUGUUUUCAAGAAGGCUUCAUCAAUACUCUUUUGAUUCAUAAAGUUAAUCAAACUCAACUACUUUACAGCUACAAUCCGUAUCCACAAAUUAAAACCAUUGAACUACCUCAACUAGAAGACUAUUUCAAUAGAUGACAACACAUACAAAACUUUCAAAAUUUUACAAUUCGGACUCUACAGGAUAUUGUGGAACCUCGCUUAUUAAGAUAUGUGAAUCGUAAGGGUCAAAUUGUUUAUGCCGGAUAUCUUCUGAAUGCCCUCAAAGAGUUCGUAAGACGUUAUAAUGCAACAUUGCAAUUUUUACCCAAACUGCCAGAGGAUAAAGCAUUUCUAAAGGCAUUUGCAAUGAUACAACACAAACAAGUGGACGUAGUUUGUUAUAUUACCGAGAUACCGUGGCAACUGACCAGUACAGCACCUCUCUAUCUGCUUCGCAGCUACAUUGCCGUGCCACAUUCGCGACCCAUUGCCAGUUAUUUGUACUUUGGACGACCUUUCACCUGGAAUUUGUGGCUCGCCGUGGUUGCUACUGUGGUUUAUGGUAUGAUUAUGCUUUAUGCAAGUUGUGGGUCUGCCAGAUCGGAAUUCGGACUUCACUUACUUAGUAGCUUGUGUCACAUUUUAUUUAUUUCACAACCACAACAGAAUAUCAGCCAUUGGCAACAGUUUGCAAUACACUUUAUCAUGAUUCUCAGUGGAUUUAUACUGACUAACUUAUAUCUGGCGAUGUUGUCAAGCAUGCUAACUUUGGGUUUAUUUGAGCCACAAUUUAAUACUCUUCAAGAUCUGAAACAUUCUCCAUAUCCAUUGAUGGUCGAUGACUAUUAUAUAGACUAUCUAAAACAUGCUGUUUCUCUGCCAGUAGAAGUCAAAGAUCAGAUGCUCAUCGAAACCAAGGAAAACUUAUUCAUCGCGCGCACUGGUUUGAAUACUAGUUAUAUGUACUUUAGCUAUGAGGAUCGAUUGGAGGCAAUCCUAUAUCAGCAACACUUACUGAAAGUGCCUCGAUUUAAAGUCAUACCAGAAAGCUUUAUGGAUGGACUCAUGGCACUUCCAACAGCCCCAUCUUUGCCAUAUCUGAGCCAUCUUAAUGUAUUCUUUAGGCGAAUAUUUGAAUGCGGAGUUUGGAACAAGAUGAAGAGUGAUGCCUGGAUGGAUGCAAUCGAUAGUGGAAUCUUCAGGUUGAUGAGAAACGAGGGAACGGAACGGAAACCAUACGAUUUGGAUUUUUAUUUCUUUGUCUUUGUGCUCUGGGCUGUAGGUUUGACUUUGGCAGGACUUUGUUUUCUUAUGGAGUUGUUAAGAUGGCACAUCAAUGCUGUUCUCUUUUCCACAUAAAUAUAUUCAUAUUUUAUAAAAU
Molecule: messenger RNA, 1798 nt
Organism: Drosophila nasuta
Lineage: Eukaryota; Metazoa; Arthropoda; Insecta; Diptera; Drosophilidae
Exons: 1
Coding region: 784-1776 (330 amino acids)
Source: RefSeq, a predicted model, not a curated record